CCUCUUCCGGUAGGGGAGCUAUCAUCUUUGAAGUUGCUUGAUGUUUCAAACAAUCAAUUGAAUGCAACUCUUCCUCAAAGUUUAGGACAACUUGGGAAUUUGGAACAUUUAGACGUUAGCAAUAAUAUGUUGGAAGGAAAUAUAUCAGAAAUGCACUUCUCUAAUCUCACAAGAUUGAGAAUUUUCAGGGCAUCUAACAACAUGUUAACGUUUAAACCAAAUCCAAGUUGGAUUCCUCCUUUCCACUGUGAAAAUAUUGAAUUAGGUAACUGUCAUCUUGGUCCGAAAUUUCCUCAGUGGCUACAAUUCCAAAAGAACUUGUUUCAUUUAGAUAUCUCCCAUGCUGAAAUUCCAGGUGUCAUUCCCACUUGGUUUUGGAACCUUUCGACUCAAUUUGAAUAUCUAAAUCUUUCCAACAACCAACUAGUGGGGAAGAUUUCAUAUUUUCCUAGGAGUUUGGUUGUUGACUUGAGUUCCAACCUAUUCACAGGUCCAUUGCUACAGGCACCCUCAGAUUUGAUGUUUUUAUUUUUGUCUAAGAAUCUAUUUUCAGGAACACUUUCCAAUUUUCUUUGCAAUUCCUCAACUAAAUUGGAACCUUUGACCAUUCUUGACAUUGAAUCAAAUCUUCUAUCUGGUGAAAUUCCAAAUUGUUGGGAAAAUUGGCAAUUUUUGAAAGUCUUAAAUUUGGGAAACAACAAUCUAACUGGGAAAAUUCCUAGAUCCUUGGGAUUUUUGCGCCGUGUUCUGUCAUUAAACCUUCGUAACAAUAACCUACUUGGAGAAGUACCAUCUACACUGCAGAAUUUGGUUGACAUGCUUAUUCUUGAUCUUAGUGAAAAUCAAUUGACGGGAAGUAUUCCAGCAUGGAUUGGAGACAACCUCUUAAACCUUGUGGUUCUAAACCUCCGUUCAAAUAAAUUCCAAGCCUAUAUUCCUGAUCAAAUUUGUGCUCAUAAUUCUCUUCAGUUCUUGGAUCUUGGUUAUAACAACAUUUCAGGAGCAAUUCCAAAAUGUUUUAGUAACCUAAGUGCCAUGGCCAUAAAACCCCUCAAGAUACACGUGGGAAACAGUACCUGGUCAUUCGAGUCUAAUAACCUGUUUCUUUUGGGUGCAUUAUUGGUGAUGAAAGGAAGAGAGGAUGAUUACAGUACCAUACUAGGACUUGUUGUCGGCAUAGACCUUUCAGUUAACAGUCUCAGAGGAGAGAUCCCCGAAGAACUUGGUAAUCUCAUAGGACUGCGGUCAUUAAAUUUGUCAGGGAAUCUCCUAACAGGAAAGAUACCAGAGAACAUUGGCAAUAUGGAGGUGUUGGAAUCUCUUGACUUAUCGAUGAACCAACUCCAUGGUGAAAUCCCUUCAAGUUUCUCCAAUUUGAAUUUCUUGAAUCACUUGAACUUGUCCUACAACAACUUGACAGGACAAAUCCCAUCAGGCACCCAGCUGCAAAGCUUUGACAGGUUUUCGUACAUUGGCAAUCAUCUUUGUGGACCUCCAGUCACUAAAAAUUGCAGCAGAAAUGGCGAAACACCUGAUGUUACAAAUGGAGGUAGGAGUGGAGGAAAGAAAAGGUCUAAUGUGAAUUGGCUUUAUGUAAGCGUAGUACUUGGAUUUGUGAUGGGGUUUUGGGGGGUAGUGGCUCCCCUGGUUUUCGUCAGGUCUUGGAGGUUUGCUUAUUAUUAAAAAGUGGAGCAAAUUGGUGAUAAGCUAUAUGUGUUUUGGGCUACUAUUGGUAUGUAAUUAUUUGUAAUUGAAGCUCAUUUCGGUGUGUUUGGUAAUGUAAUAACUUGAUUUGCAAGCUUUUUAUUUAAUCCAUGUAUUCGGUUUAUGGAUGUAGUAUUCCAUGUUAUAAUUUAUUGAAAUGAAAUAAAAUUGUGUGUGUUAAUGUAUUUGAUUCGUAGACCUAUGUUCAAGUUUUUAUGCAAUAUGGCUUGAAGGUAAAAUUUUUUUAUAAAUCCUCUAAUUUGAAAUAUUUCUUAUAC
Messenger RNA from Durio zibethinus, 1982 nucleotides. The record is from RefSeq and is a predicted model, not a curated record. NCBI's taxonomy places the organism in Eukaryota, Viridiplantae, Streptophyta, Magnoliopsida, Malvales, Malvaceae.